Messenger RNA from Pipra filicauda (Wire-tailed manakin), 5388 nucleotides. RefSeq names its product RNA binding motif protein 39 (gene RBM39). The transcript has 11 exons. Gene Ontology annotation, biological process: mRNA processing. Gene Ontology annotation, molecular function: RNA binding. Gene Ontology annotation, cellular component: nucleus. The record is from RefSeq and is a predicted model, not a curated record. NCBI's taxonomy places the organism in Eukaryota, Metazoa, Chordata, Aves, Passeriformes, Pipridae. The coding region runs from base 427 to 1620 and encodes 397 amino acids.
GCUUAGGCAGAGAUAUAGCCUUGGUACUGAUCAGAGGGACACACAAACACAGACCUCAAACUUCCUCUUACAUUUUAUAGAAAUAACAUUUAACCACUUGAGUGCUGAAUUCUGCAGGAUAACUUGCUCUCUAAACCAUGUAAGGAAGUAUCUACAAUUUAAUAUAUACUUUUAAAUGAUGUAAGUCUUGUAUUUUGUAAUAGUAUGACUUAAAUUUAAGCAGCAAAGUGGUUAAACAUGCCUACCUAAAUAUUCUAAAGCUUUCCAAAUUAAGCUGUAAACAAGUAAUUUAGUAUUAAAAUUUUUGUUUUUUAUUUUCUUAUUCCUAUUCCCAUUACCCUUUGACCACUUGAAAUGUUUCCACUUCGUCCUCACGAUGUUCUUCUAUCAACCCUGCUUAGGAUGAGAACAAAUUGAGCAGUGCCAAUGGCCACGAAGAGCGCAGCAAGAAGUGAAAAAAAGAGCAAGAGCCGAAGUCGAAGCCAUGACAGAAAGAGAAGCAGGAGUAAGGAACGCAAACGGAGCCGGGACCGGGAGCGGAAAAAGAGCAGGAGCCGGGAAAGGAAACGGAGCAGAAGCAAAGAACGCAGACGCAGCCGGUCCAGGAGCAGAGACCGCAGAUUCAGAGGCCGCUACAGGAGCCCCUAUUCUGGUCCAAAAUUCAACAGUGCCAUCAGAGGGAAGAUUGGUCUGCCUCACAGCAUCAAAUUAAGCAGACGUCGCUCCAGGAGCAAAAGUCCCUUCAGAAAAGACAAGAGCCCUGUCAGAGAACCUAUUGAUAAUCUUACCCCUGAAGAGAGGGAUGCUCGAACAGUAUUCUGCAUGCAGUUGGCUGCAAGAAUUCGACCAAGAGACCUGGAAGAAUUUUUCUCUACAGUAGGGAAGGUUCGUGAUGUGCGAAUGAUUUCAGAUAGAAAUUCCAGGCGUUCAAAGGGAAUUGCUUAUGUUGAAUUUGUUGAUGUUAGUUCAGUGCCCCUGGCAAUAGGACUGACUGGACAGAGAGUCCUGGGUGUACCCAUCAUAGUACAGGCAUCACAGGCAGAGAAAAACAGAGCAGCAGCAAUGGCAAAUAAUCUGCAGAAGGGCAGUGCUGGCCCCAUGAGACUCUAUGUGGGAUCAUUACACUUCAACAUAACUGAAGAUAUGCUUCGAGGAAUCUUCGAGCCAUUUGGCAGGAUUGAAAGCAUUCAGCUGAUGAUGGACAGUGAAACUGGACGCUCAAAAGGAUAUGGAUUCAUUACGUUCUCAGACUCUGAGUGUGCCAAAAAGGCCUUGGAACAACUCAAUGGAUUUGAGCUGGCUGGGAGGCCAAUGAAAGUGGGACAUGUAACUGAGCGUACUGAUGCUUCCAGUGCCAGCUCCUUUUUGGACAGUGAUGAGUUGGAACGGACUGGAAUUGACUUGGGAACAACUGGUCGCCUUCAGUUGAUGGCAAGACUUGCAGAAGGUACUGGGUUGCAGAUUCCCCCAGCUGCACAGCAGGCUCUGCAGAUGAGUGGCUCUUUGGCCUUUGGAGCUGUGACAGAUUGGAGAAGAAUUGCUAGUAAUAAUGGUGGGGCCCAGAUAUUCCUGGAUGUGAUAUCCGACAAAUUUCUUCAUCAAACACUCACUGACUCAUGAAGAGGGGAUGCUAUUUUAAACUCAAUUUGGUAAGUAAUGAAGAUGUUAUGGAUGAGAAUAGAAAUGACCAUUGACUUGAGGGAUCACGAGUUGCUCAUGUUUAAAUGAAAGGGUAAACAAACAGGUCUGUAACUAAGGCUUGUGAUUUCAAAAGCAAUGGUUGAAGAAACAAGGCAGUAAAGUCAUCUGGUCUGAGCAAAUUGGGUGUUUGAACAGGCAGGAUGUGAGAAGUUUCUUCUGUUCCACAUUGCUAAUGCUGUAUUGGAUCUGUAUUCCACAGAAAGAAGAAAAAGCCCUGUUAGAAAUGGGCUCCACACUGAACCCGGGGGAUUAACUACCUCAAAAGAAAUUAGGAAUAAGCAUACAGCCUAUGAAAAAUAAGAAAAAGGACUAAUAACAAAAGAAUAUUUUUAGUUUGGGAAACAGAUAGAAAGAAAAUUACCUGCCAGCAGUCAAACUGAGCUAGACAUUGUAAAAUACAUGAAAGGAUAGAUGAAGGUUUACAACUCUUGGAGAACAAAAAGGAAGCAGGGCUCAGGUGAAUGAAAAACUACUCCCAAGGUAUUUCUAAAGUAUCUCAUUGCCUCAGUUUGUAGUGGGUACAGUGGUCAUAAAGGUUGGAAUUUGAGGAGGGUAAGCUAGGAAUAUGUAGUAAAAAAAAAAAAAUUAUUCCCAAGGUAGAAGCAAAGCUAAAAGAGCUGAGUGUAAACAGUUCAGAGGAGGAAGAAAACUCCCGUGAAAUGAGCGAGGGAAAAGAUGCUUGAAACAUGAGAUCUUAUCUCUGGUAUUGUCAAUAAACAUUUAAAGUCUGUGAUAUUGUGUGUAGCUGGAACAUAUAACUCUAAAUUACCUACACUCAAAAGAAAGGAAUUAAAAUGCCAUCUGGCCAGAUUCUGGUCCUGUUACUAUCUCGACUUCACUCCUUCAGAAGUCAUACUAAAGAAGGGGGAAUAUUAUGACAGUAUAGCAAACUGUCAGAGAAACUGCAUUUCGAGGCUAACAGUCCCUGAUGGAAGUGCCUUUCCUGGGCAGAGCAGCCAUAGCAGAGCUCUUCUCACUGAACUUUGGGCUCCUGUCAUGGGGAGUUAGUAAGCCAGAGAAGUGGGUAGCACAGGAAGUACAAGGUGUGUAAAGAAGCUGGCUCAGAGAAAGAGGGACUUUUUCCGGGUGAAAGCUGGGAAGGUUAAAGGCUGUUAUUGAAGCCAAAAUUCAGGUGUUGGGCUUAUCUUGUUUAGUACUUACAUGAAAAACAACGGUGAACAGUGGGGGUGAGGUGAGUGAACACAGAGGUGCUGUCAGUAAGAGGUUAUUGGGGUGUUACAUAUUGUCACCUCUUCGUGGUUAAAUCAAAUUCCAGUUCUGUAGCCUGGGAGCUGAGCAGUGAAAGGUUGCCCAGGAGGAGGAAAAUACCUAAAUAGUGCAGUUUGGGUGACAGGGUGUGACCUGGCAGCUGACGCACUGCCAAGGUCAGCUGUGUUCCUACAGGCAGGACACUGAGCACCUGAGCCACACACCCACAAACAGUUCUGAUCAGCCACCUUCAGGAGGGAUUCAGUCAAGCUAAAGUAGGGAAGGUAAAGAAUCAGGUCUGGAGACCUGAGAACUUGGCCAUUAUUCCCAUGGAAAAAAUUCCAGCAGGAAAAGGAAUUUAACGUAAAUAGUUGUAGCUGUGUACCCUGUUCUCUGUCUGAACAUGUGAAGCUUAAAAUAUUCAGGCUAUAGAACAUUCCUCUAAUGCUUUCUGGGGCAAAGUAUUCCAUCCUGGUGGAAGGAGCUGUCUGUUUUUGGAAGAGAUUGAGAUGGUGUGCUGCCCAAGAAGGAGGAAUAGGUGUUAUCAUAUGAGAUCUCUGUUUGGUCUCUGUUCUCUUCACAGUAAUGGCUUGGGACACUGGGCAUUACCUGCAGGCUUUGGCCUAUUUAAAGCCACCUGGAUUUCAAAAUAAACACACAACUUCGUUUUGUUUUUAGACACAAAGUGUUUGGUAGCUGUUUCUGUAUUUCUGCUUUCUCUGUGCACUGAACCUGUACUCCCAUCAUGCCAAAGAGGUUAUAUACAGAACAUACUGGAAAAGUUACUUAGAUCUGAACUUGACAGAUGUAUUAAUUUUAAUUUUCACAUAUUAUUUAAAACUACGUGUAGGGAAAGAGUUGACGGUAAAGAGAGACAAUGAAUUUGUAAAUUCUGAGUGAUUUUAGAAGGGAGAGGAAAGGACUAUUCUUCAGUCACGAGCAACAAGAGAAUUCAGUGAGCUGAUGAAAGAUUUGGUGAUCAGCGGGUUAUGUUUCAGAGGUGGUAGAUAAUUGAUGAAACUGUUGCACAAGACAGCAGUAGCUGAUUUUUUUUCUGUGUUUACAACUGUUCUGGCUCUUGGCCCUGGACAGAAUUUGCACUGGUGGUAUGUGCGGAUUUGGGGCAGGAAUUCUGGAGCAUUCGGCUCUAGAGCCCCAGCUGGCCCACACGGACAAGUUCAGCUGGACAUGAUGUGCCUGUGCAGUUGGGUCAGAACUGCAGAGGGAGAGUGUCUGUCCUCAUGGAAACUGAGGGAGUUCAGAGAUUUUAAACACCUUUGUUUUCAAAAGUAACUAGGUAAUUAGUUACAGAUUUGGCCAAAUCCAUGCAGUUUCUGCAGAGAAUACAGGCUAAGAUAGCCUUUGCUAUUAUGAUACUUCCACUCUAUGGAGGUGAGGUUUUCUUUGUGUUCAGAUCUGGAUGGAAAACAUGCCAAAUGUAGCCAGCUCUUGUUACAGCUUGGCCUUCAGAGCUUGCUCCUUCCAGUCUUGCUUUUCAGAAUGUGUUCUUAGGAAGGUAUUUGGGAAGGCACUUGAGGAAGACAGAGAGAAAAAAAAUCACUCCUGUUGGUGCUCCAGUGUUGUCGAGGAGAGUUUAUUAGAAAGGGAAAAAAUAUGUUCAUACUUGAUGCCCUCAGGUGUUCCCAGGUAAGCUUGGAAGCUUGCUUGGUGUCUAUCACUUUGCUGCUCUCUAAACCAGUGAAUUAAGAUGAUGGUUUACUUCAGCCUUCUCCUCGUGUCUCUGUGCUAAAUGGAACAUUAUUGAAGGGGCUUAUGCUUGCAGUUCUUGAAUUCUGAAGUUUGCUGUUCAUUUUGAGAUGUUGAGUGUUGAAGUCACGGCUAGAAAGUCUGCAUUUGUUUGGUCCCAUCACUUCCAGUUGGGACAGCUGUAUGUUGCUAAAUAAGUAAGUAGUGUUUUCUAGGCAAAUUAAAUAUUCUCAACUCUUGAAAAUGUUUUGAAUUUGAAAAAUACCGAAGGUUCUUUCGUCAUUGUGACAUCUAUAUGGAAAGAUAGCAGGGGAAAUAUCACCUCAUUCUACUCAAAAUGAAAUUUGAUAACUGCUUUGAGAAUGUCAGGUUUCUAUAACUGUGCUUAACUGCUUUCUGUUAAUAAAGAUUUCAAACCUCUAUUGCCUGUCAGAAUUGCUGUAAUUGUUUUCUCAUGGAAAUAAAUUGUAAAGAGUUCAAGCACAGCAAAGGCAAGAAGAGGAUGAUAAAUUGAAUUAAAGGACAUGGUCAUGUCCUUUAAGGUGUUGUUUCUCUUUGACAUACGCUUACCUUUGUGGUCAUGGAAUCUGUCAAGUACAGAAUCUCCCAGCUGAGGAGCUGAGAUUAGUGAAGGUACUCACAGCUAGAGAGGAACUGUGAGAGUGGGUUGAGGCACUUGAAUAAGCUCUUAACCACAGAAAUACAAGCUAAACAACCUGGCUGGCAGGCAGUGAUGCUACCAAGCAUACUAAUUAACUUCUCUGUAUUUUU